Messenger RNA from Paramecium primaurelia, 3208 nucleotides. The record is from the annotation of a GenBank genome assembly. NCBI's taxonomy places the organism in Eukaryota, Ciliophora, Oligohymenophorea, Peniculida, Parameciidae.
AUGAAUUUCUCAAAAAAAUGUUCAUAAAAUCCUAAUUACAUCAUCAACUUUUUCUAUAUAAUAUUAUUGUUUAUAAAAUCCGACUACAUGCUUACAGUCUAUCUUAUCUUAAUGAAUUGUCUAUGUAAAGAUACCUAAUAAUAUUUUAGUAACUUAGAGUUGUGAUCCGGGAUAACUUGAAAUCGCAGGUUCCUGUUUGGAUUGUCCCUCUAAUUGCUUUAGUUGCCCAGAUCUCGUAACAUGUGACUCUUGUAAGCCACAAUUUUAUCGUAAUGCUUUUAUGUAUUUCUUUUUUAGGUUAUUUUUCUUUUCCAGUGUAUAAAUGUGGUGCUUGUUCUAAUGGAUGUGAUGUUUGUAGUUCUUCUAGUAAUUGCUCAAAUUGCCUUCCAAAGUUUUAUAAAUCUGGCUCAAGUUGUUAAGCCUGCCCUACUUAGUGUGCUACUUGCACAUCUAAUACUGUAUGUUAAACUUGUGAAGAUCACUAUUUUAUAAUUGGAACUACUUGCUCAAUUUGUGAUACGAAUUGUAAGACAUGUUCAGGUACUAGUAGUACUUGUACCUAAUGUGAUGUUGGCAAAUACCUUUCAAAUUAAUAAUGUUUUCCUUGCACAUCUCCAUGUUCGGCUUGUGUCAACAAUUCAAAUGAUUGUACUUCAUGUAUUGACAUUCAUAAAACAGCAAUCAAUUUUUUAUGUGUUUGCAAUGAUGGAUAUUAUAUUGAUGGAUCAAACUAAUGUUAGCUUUGCACACCACCAUGUUCAAAGUGUAAAAAUACUGAUGAAGAUUGUACUGAAUGCAUCUCUACUUUUACAUUAAAUUAAAAUAUACAAAAUAAAUGUGAAUGCUAAUCCAACUAUUUUUAGGUUGAUUCUCAAACAUGUUAAUAAUGUAUAAGUCCAUGUUAAACUUGUGAAUAGAAUGAGAAUCACUGUCUAUCAUGUGUUGAUAGUAAUUAAAUUUUAACUAAUUCAAACUUUUGCGAAUGCAAGUCAGGUUGGAUUUUAAAUGCUGAUGGUAUCACAUGCAUUAAAUGUUAAUUACCUUGUUUAGAUUGUGUAGAUACAAUAGAUAAAUGUAUCACUUGUUAAGAUCAAUUACAUUAAUAACCUGAAUCUUGUGAAUGCGAUUCUGGAUGGAUAUUUGAUGAUAAUUACUUUUGCAUGCCUUGUAUAAAACCAUGUUAAACUUGUGAUAUAUCUACCACUAAAUGCUUGACAUGUGUUGAUCCUCAUCAUUAACUUAAUGAUUUAUUCUAAUGUGUUUGCUAAUCAACUUAUUAUUCUAAUACCCUAAUCACAUGUGCAAAAUGUUAAGAACCAUGUUUUGAAUGUGAUUCUAAUGGGUGUAUUAACUGCAUAGAUAUUAAUCAAAUCUUAGAUUCCAAUAAAUAAUGUGUUUGUAAACCUGGAUAUUUCUAAUAAGGUAUUGUAUGUAUUAAAUGUCAAAAUCCAUGUUCUACUUGUAUUGAUGCUAUUAAUAAAUGUUUGACAUGUGUGGAUCUUAAUUAAAUUGUCAAAGAUUAUUAAUGCCUAUGCAAAGAAGGAUUUGUGAAAAAAGGAGACUUUUGUUGUGAUUAAUAUUGUAUAGAUUGUUAGGGAUUCGAUAGUUGUAUUAAUUGUAUGAAGGGAUACUAUUUAACCUCCAUUAGUAGAUGUUUUAAAUGUAUUGAUCACUGUGAUAUUUGUUAAAAUCAAAUCAAUUGCCAAAUCUGUUAAGAUGGAUACUUUCUAAAUGAAUUGAGUUUAUGUGAAAAAUGUCUUCCUUAUUGUAAGUUAUGUGGAAAUUAAUAUAAUUGUGAUAUAUGUUUAGAUGGCUAUUUUCAACUGGAGUAGAAAUGUGAGUAAUGCAAUCAAAAUUGUUUAACCUGUAAUGAAUUAUCUGAAAAAUGUGUUACUUGUAGAUCUAAUUACGAAAUUAAUCCUUAUAAUUAAUGUAUAUGUAAAGUUGGAUAUUAUGAAUAGUAAAAUCAAUGUUAGAGAUGUGAAUACCCAUGUAAAAAAUGUUUAAGUAAAACUAUAUGUUAAGAAUGUGUUAUGCUAUCUAAUUUACAUUUAGAUUUGAAUUUUCAAUGCAAUUGCAGUCUAGGAUACUUUUGGAAUUAAAAUAGUUGUUCUUAAUGUUAUUAAUCUUGCCUUAAUUGCAUUGAAAAUUAAUUUCAUUGUAUAAGUUGUGAUAAAAGACUAAAUAGAAUUUUAAAAAAUAAAAAAUGUGUGUGUAUUGAAAAUUAUUUUGAAAGUGAAGAUGGAGUAUGUAUUUCAUGUUUAAAUUAAUUGGGGAAAUCUUAAGAAAGUUGUAAAUAUUAAGAUUGUAAAGAUUUAAUUUGGACAUAUGGAGAAGAAUGUGAUGAUGGAAAUUAUGUAAAUAGAGAUGGUUGUUCUAAUUGUAAAAUUGAUCAUAACUACUCUUGUUCUAAUGAAAUACUAAAAUAAUCCAUUUGUUUUCAAUGUUCAACUAAUUGCAUUAAAUGCUAAGUGAAUCCUUUAACAAAAAAAUCUUAAUGUAUUAAAUGCAAAGUUGGUUAUUUUUUAGAUAAAAAUGAUUGUAUUGAAUGCUCAAUAAAUUGUUUGGAAUGUAUGGAUUAAGCUAAUAAUUGUAUAAGUUGUAAGUUUCCAUAAUAGAAGAAUUAAAAAUGUUAACUCUGUUAAUCAGGAUAUUAUGCAGACGAGAUAUAUGGAACUUGUUUUAAUAAAUGUGGAGAUUAUAUUAAAGUAAAUGAGGAGGAAUGUGAUGAUGGAAAUCUUAUUAAAGGUGAUGGGUGUGAUGAUUAAUGUAAAUCAGAAAAUAAGUACAUAUUUCUGAAUGGAGUAAGUAUCGUACCAAAUUAUCCAAAACCAUAAUUAUAGAGUGUAGGGACUUCUUAGAUUUACUCUGCUAUAAGAGUAUUUAAAUUAUCUUUCACUACUCAAAUUGUUAUAACUGAUGGUUUUCAAAUUAAAGAUUAUCUGACUUUUCAUAUAAAAAACAAUAUUGAAACUACAUAAAUGGAUUAGUCCAUUAAACUCAAUCAAGAUACUUCAUAAAUUAAUGAGUUUAAUUCAACUGAGUUAAUUUUGAUGAUAAAUAUCACUUUCUUAAGAAGUUCACAAGAUGAAAUCCUCUUGAUCAAAUUCUUAAAUAACUCAGUUAUUUAUUCAAAUGAAGGAUACUCCUAAAUUGAAACUGAAGUCUUUUGCCUUAUACCAAAAGUGAUAUACAUAGAUGAUGUCAC